Messenger RNA from Monascus purpureus, 1539 nucleotides. NCBI's taxonomy places the organism in Eukaryota, Fungi, Ascomycota, Eurotiomycetes, Eurotiales, Aspergillaceae. The record is from the annotation of a GenBank genome assembly.
AUGGACAAGAAGGAACACACCGUCGACGAAGAACCCUGUCCGUCCCUGGGGAAGAUGGCGGAAGUCUCCGGGGGCAUGGACAAGGCCGCCGAGUUCCUUGCCCAGAAUGCGGUUGAGUUGCCGCCCAUGGCUCCCGAGAUGGAGAAGAGGAUUGUGCGGAAGCUGGACUGGAUUCUUAUUCCCAUGCUCUUCAUUACUGCCACCCUGGGAGCAGUUGAUAAGGUGACUCUCGGUACGGCGGCGAUCUACGGCCUUAGAACCGAUCUCCAUCUGAGUGGUGAGGAGUACUCCUGGGCCGGCUCCAUUCUGUCUGUUGGUGCUAUCGUUGGAAUGUGGCCCUCCUCGUAUCUCGUCCAUCGAUUACCAUCUGCAAAGUAUCUCUGUGCAUGCUCAAUCGGAUGGUCAGCGAUGAGCCUGUUGCUCCCAGCUUGUCACAAUGCCGGUGGCUUGUUGGCCCUGAGGUGCUUGAUGGGAUGCCUCGAGGCAAUCAUCGUCCCGAGCAUAUCACUGCUCGUUGCAGGAUUCUACAAGAAAGCAGAACAGCCUCCGCGGACGGCCAUCGUCUUCGCUGCCGUCAGCUCGGUCAUUAAUGGCUUCUUGUCCUGGGCUGUGGGACAGAUCCCGUCGUCUGCACCUCUUCAUACCUGGCAGUAUCUUUUUCUAAUCACUGGCUCCGUAUCAAUGGCUUGGUCGAUCGUUGCAUUCGUCUUCCUCCCCGAUUCCCCGAUGAACGCAUUCUUCUUCACCAGGGAAGAGAAGUUCUAUGCUAUCCAGCGCGUAUCAGAGAACAAAACCGGCAUUAUGAACAAGGAAUGGAAAUGGGAACAGGUGUGGGAGGCAGUCAUCGAUCCCAAGACGUGGAUUCUCUUCUUCUUCAACAUUGCAAUUAACAUUCCAAACGGAGGACUCAUUACCUUCAGCAACAUCAUCAUCAAUAAUCUAGGCUUCUCCGCCGUCAACACCUCGCUGCUCAAUAUGCCGACAGGAGUCAUGUCCACGCUGUCUUCCGUCGUGUUUUCGUGGAUCGCCGCUCGGUGGACGAACAGACGGUGUCUUGUCUCCAUACUGGCUGCGAUUGUCCCCAUGGUCGGGUCGAUUAUCGUGUAUACCCUCCCCCGGUCCAAUGUCGGUGGACAGAUGGUGGGGAUUUACUUGAUGUACGCCUACUUCGGGCCUUACGUUGUUGGCAUCUCUCUCGCUCAAGCCAACACAGCAGGCCACACCAAGAAAAACGUCCAAUAUUCCAUCCUCUACAUCGGUUACGCUGUGGGAAACCUCAUCGGUCCUCAGACCUUCCGAGCAAACCAAGCCCCCGCAUACACGGGCGGAUUCAUCGCCAUGCUCGCAUGUUACUGCAUCUGUAUCGUUCUCAUGGCCAUUUACUGGGUGCUGGCUGCGUUCUUGAAUAAGCGGCGCGAUGCCACGACAAACGGAGUCGAUCCUGAGCAGGUGGAGAAUGGAAAUGGUGAUGAGGAGGGUCUGGAGAUGUUUGCAGAUCGGACGGAUUUCCAGCAGAAGAAUUUCAAGUAUAUUACCUAG